Messenger RNA from Hibiscus syriacus, 672 nucleotides. RefSeq lists its product as uncharacterized. The record is from RefSeq and is a predicted model, not a curated record. NCBI's taxonomy places the organism in Eukaryota, Viridiplantae, Streptophyta, Magnoliopsida, Malvales, Malvaceae. The coding region runs from base 1 to 672 and encodes 223 amino acids. The transcript has a single exon.
AUGCUAAAGAAACAAAUCCCUGCAUUUGACUGUUUCGGUAAACCUAGUGAAAGGGAGCCCAUGAUUGUGAAUUCAUUAACGACGGUGAGCAAUGUUUUGAAUGUUACUGCUCAACAGAGGAAGUCGGUGCGUCUAACGAUAUGUCCACAGGUUACACAACACAAGAUAUGGACGGGUGCCCUUGAGAAAAUAUUGAACGAAUUGAAAACAGAGAUUGGUUUGUUGAAUUGCCAAUUCCCAAGUGAAGGAACUAAGAUGGGUCAGCAGAUAGUUUCUAGUUGCCUUAAGUUCUUGGACGAAUCAGCUGGUUCUUGUGACCCUGAUUCCGCUUCAUGGAUUCGGCUUUCGCCUGCAAAAGUUGUCGACUCUCCACGUAAAUGGGAGGAUGUUUUCGAGAUGUUUAACGAUCUCAUUAACUGUUUUAAGAGUGAAAAGGACCGGCUUUACCAUUUGAAAAAGAUCGAGGUAAUGAAAGGAGGUGUCUCUCAGAUUAGGGAUGUGUUAGUUGAUAAUAGUAUUGGAUAUAAGGAUGCUAGGCACCAAGAAAGCCUCAUACAGAAGAAGUUGACUAAGACAUUGGGACACUCAUCACAGUGCUUAUUCACACUUUUAUUGUAUUACCUCUAUGGCCAGGUUAGAGAUCUCGAAGUGGAUUUGUGUGGAGCUGUUUAA